GACUAACUUGUUUACUGUUUUCUAUUUUCUAUUUUCUAGAGCAGUGUACAUGGAUGCAGAUAUUUAUUUAAUGGAUGAUCCGCUUAGUGCUGUUGAUGCUCAUGUCUCAAGUCAUAUUUUUAACAAGUGAGAAUUCAAUACAAUUAUCUUGAUAGCAUUAAUUCAUCAAACACACAGUACUCUUUACCCAACAGUAAUUUUUCGUCGACAUGUUUUUUUUGUCGUCGUGUUUCCAGACAAAUUGUGACUCAAAUAUAUUAUCUCCAGACAAAUUGCGAUCCAAAAUUUAUAUUAAUUAGCCUUAUUUGCCUUUUAAAGGUGUAUCCGUGGUAUUUUAAAAUCCAAAGCUUGCAUUCUGGUCACACACCAGCUACAAUUUUUAGCUGAAGCAGAUCGGAUAUUAUGUCUACACCACGUAAGUAAUCGGUUUUUAUUGUAGAGUGAAGAUCAUGAGCAUGCUUGCGUUUGUUUAUGUAAGUUACAGUUUUAUGCAUGCAACGCAAGUAAUGUACGGUUGUAAACAACUUACCUGUUGAUGUUCCAGAUAAGUACACUUUGAAUUAGUUCUAUAUAAAAUACAACACUAUCGUACAGUAUAUACCAUCUGCAUGAUCUAGAAGCUAUCAGCCAGCAUACUAUAGUCAUUCGUAGCUAUAGUUUUUUGACCAUCAGAUGCAUCAUCUGAUUUCUUUAACUAUUUUGAGAAUUUAGUAUAAAAUACGAUAUAGCUCAUUGCCUUUUAAGCGCCUUACCACAAGUUUACCAUCCGUAAUGUUCAAAUGUACGAACAGAUUGUAGUAAUCUGGGUAAUUUUAGAAAUAACGAAAGCCUGCAUGGGUAAUUUUAGAAAUAACGAAAUAACUAACUAACGAGGUAUUGACAAGGUUGUACAAUCACUCAGAUCACUGCAAUGUCUUCUGCAUUCAGAGUAGAUGUAGUGCAUUCUUUAGAAAGAUGUCAAUCGCCCUUUGGAAAACAUGCUGUAUUCACUUCCAACUACUGUCAUAAACGUUUGGGAUGUCGGCAAUCCCAGAUUUUUCCUCUUUCCUCAACAGUUUUGUGCUAUUAACAUGACAUUUUGUGUUGUGGACAUUGGAACAGACCGUACCAAAUCGUCACUCUUGAGUCGCUGCAUACGUUUGUUGAUAGCAUGCAUGGCAUAAAUCGGUCGAGAUUGGUUCAUUGCUCUACUAACUGAGCUACGUCGUCAAGUAGGUUGACGCACAAGUUGUUACAGAUCUGCAAACAACAAGGUUGUUGUCACGCCGAUAUCAAGAUGUGUUCGCGCUGCCUGUUUCCAGUUGUUGUGACAAGUCUUGAACAAGUUGUUAUUACCUUGUUACAAGUUUGAUGACGGUAACAGACUUGUGACAAGUUGUCCCAACAAGCCUAAUACAAGCUGUUCAUAACAAGUUGCUACUAGCUUGUUGUCAUCAACUUGUUAGCAACUAGUUACGUGCAUACGACAUCAGACUUUUUGAAAAAAGUUGUUCCAGCUUGUCAACAAUUGGAUUUUUACGCGUGUUUAGUUCCUUCGAUAUAAGUAUAUGAUGUCUUAUAUAUAAUCAUGAAUGUAAUUAUGGUGGUGUAUGUGCUCUGAUGAAUUUAUUUAAAUUGACGUUACUCUUACUCUGAGUGUGUCCACAUUCAUGACCGCGGUGGUGAUCGAACCCGCGACUGUUUGUUCGGUAGUUCAAUGCUCUUCUAACUGAGGUACGCGAAGCCGGUUCGAGUAGACACACCCCGAGUUUACAUGGAGGCGGGAUCAUUUUGAUGUAUUGAAAUAAUUCUUCAACUAGGCUUAAACGAAAGUUCAAAUGUUGUCGAGAAGAUCUCGUAGUUCAAGAAGAUUAUUAUUGAUGCUUGAACAACUUUUCGUUUGCAAUUACAUACUAUAAUUUUUUGUUCUUGCCACAUAUGACGUCAUACUGUGUAUCUAUAACUGAACAGACAACGGGAAAGUGUAAUCUAUUUGUUAAUUAUAGUAUAUUAAGGAAAAUAAUGCAGUUUUGCUAAAUCAUGAACCGUGACUUAUUUCAAUACGUCGAAAUUACCCCGCCUCUUAUCUCGUCCCGGCAAAACGGAAUCAUGUAAACAACACCUAAGACACACCAAAUGACCAAAAGUAAUAUCAUCUUAAAUAUUAACUCUUAUCUAGUUGUGUAUUGUUGCGAAUGAGAUUGUUUUAUCGUAUAAUUUCUUAUCUUUCUUGUUACCCGUACUUAAGUAAUUUGCAGUAUCUUUAUUAGCGUAACAAAAUUUACUGCCUAUUGUGUCCACAUACAUUAGUAACAUAAUUAUUUGAAUUAUUUGCACGCUUUCCUUCUUUUCUGUUGUAAAAAAAUAAUGUCACGUUUCUUUCCAAAGGGACAUGUUCUCGGUUAUGGUAAUUUGGAGUAUUUAAAGAACGAAGGAAUUGAUAUUUUAUCCAUGAUUCGAGUUGACGAAGAAGAACAGGAUGAAGGUCGGUCGUUUAGCUCUGAAGCUUUAAAAAUCCAAGACCAGCAAGUCACCUUCAGACCGAAACUUAAACGCAAUGCUUCGUAUUCACCUGGUAUAAGUAGAAGGAAGAAACAUACGUCUUUACAUGAUGACUUACACGAUCCAUUGUUGCUGCUCAAACAUGGCGAUGCUUUAAGCAGAACGCAGUCUGCUCAUGAUUUAGAAACUCUUUCUCCAGAUAUAGUACAUACUGGAAGAUUAAGAGCUGCAACCAGCAUAUAUGAUAUAGAUCUUGUCGAUAGAGAGGAGGUCUUAAGUCAGGUGAGUGCAAAAAUAUAACGCUAAA
This is a messenger RNA of Paramuricea clavata, 2788 nucleotides long. NCBI's taxonomy places the organism in Eukaryota, Metazoa, Cnidaria, Anthozoa, Malacalcyonacea, Plexauridae. The record is from the annotation of a GenBank genome assembly.